GUACGGAGUUUACUGUUUUCUGACACAGGCAAUACGAUUGUGGGAUUUUACUAACAUUGCUUGUCUUUUGAGGAAUCAGUCAUCUCUUACUGUUUCUGUUCAAAUGCGUUUUCCACCUUUGUUCCAACACGACGUCAAAACAAGCUUGUCUUGCUUCACAGGAUGUAAUCACUGAGGUUGUGCCGCCGGAUUCAUUACACAGUGUACUAGAGACGUACCCCCUGAUUAUAUGGAGCAAAUAUCACACUGUCUAAAGUCCUCCGAAGGUCAAAGCGGAAAGGAUGGGGUAUCUGAAGGUCCAGAUGAAGCACAUAGUGAUUCAGGGGACAGCAUCUUCAUCACUCAGUUACCUGUACCAGCGGCUGUGCGAAGAAAGAGACAAAGGGCCCAAGACUCUCAAUCAGAGUUCAGUUCUUCUGGAGGUACAGCAUUUUAUGAAGAUGAAACAUCGCCAUCUAAUUCUAAUACAGAACACAGUUCAUACAAACAGAAGAAGAAGAAGGAAAAGAAGAGACCACCCACAUACAGAUUCUCUUUUCUCAACAAGACCGAGGGCCAGGGUAGCGUGGCCCUGACGCCCCUGCAGAACAAAAGACUGCAUAAUUACGCCAUGAGAGGGUUUUUUAAUUGUGUUGAGCUGUUGGAGAGAGAGAGGAGAGGAGAAAAUCAGAUGUCGUCUUUGCCAACAGUUGACAUGGACAGGGAUUGCAUAACCCCAAUAUCAGAGGAAGAAGAUAAAGAAGACCGUUUGGAGGACGGAGACUUCAAAAUUGUGGGAAGGAAACAGUUUGCCGUGCCGUUAAAACCCAAGAUAUCGCGACGUUCCUGCAAUCCAAGGAAGAAUGAAGGACGACAGCAGACAAGUACAUCAAGUACUGCUGGAUGGGCGUCAAAAGAGAAACAACGGAGCACGAUAUGGAAAGUCCGGAGGAUUACACUGUCUUCAGAUAGUGAGAGCUCUGAUGAUGGAGAGGUCCUGGCUCCAACCGGAACACCAAGGAAAAAGAAAUUUCUUAAAAUAGGAAAGAAAAAUAUUAAUUUUAAUGAAAAAGAAAAAGCAGAUGAGGUGGGUAGCGACAGUGAUCCUACACUUUGUGGCUCAAGUCUGGAUGAAUACAUGGAAAAGGUCAAAGAAGCAGCUGUGGCUGAGCCUCAUGCUGAUGUUUCCCAGAGGGGGGACGCAGAGUGUGAACCCGAGAGGCCAAAUCUCCCCCGAGGUGAUGCUAAUAACGGUGCUCUGUGCAGUCAAACAAGGGUGAAGAAAAAGGGCAAAAAAGACUAUGAAAGCAUUUUAGAAAGAAGUCCAGGAGAGGCAGAGGGGCAGCGGGCGGCCCCGUCUGUGAAAGCAGCAGUCGCAGAGGGAGAUGAAGCUCCCCAUGUGUCCCAGACUGCCGAUGAGCUGGAGUCACAACGGAAGGAAAAGAGCGUGGAGGUGGAUGCUGCUGUGAGCUUUAAUGAGGAGAAGAAGAACAAGAAGAAGAAGAAGAAGAAGAAGGAAAAAAAUAUGAAUGACAAUGUGGAUAUAGAGACUGAGAUGGCCAAUGAACCUCAAUAUAAUGAUGGCAAAUCAAUUAAUAAGACUACAGAUCUACCUCCGCCAACUACAGGGCACGUUGAGGAUCUGGAGGAUUGUUUGGAAAACCCUGAAACUGCUCUGGAAACAUUAGAAUUUACCUCUGUUAAAAGAAAAAAGCACAAAAAGAAAAAGAAACGCUCAAGUUUUAAGGACAAUACUGAAGUUGGAGAAGAUGUUUGUGUAGAUGUGGACUGUUCUAGCGAUGUUAUAACUGUGACAGGAAGUACGGACUUGUUAGCUGAAAAACAGAGCAUCUCUGAGAGGGUGCAAGUCUCAUAUACUCCAGGAGAAGAGGAAACUGUUGAUAAUACACCCAAAAAGACUGAGGCCCUCGAGGAGCAAGAUGCUGAUCUGGCAAAUGAGAAGAAGAAGAAGAAGAAGGAAAAAAAUAUGAAUGACAAUGUGGAUAUAGAGACUGGGAUGGCCAAUGAACCUCAAUAUAAUGAUGGCAAAUCAAUGAAUAAGACUACAGAUCUACCUCCGCCAACAACAGGGCACGUUGAGGAUCUGGAGGAUUGUUUGGAAAACCCUGAAACUGCUCUGGAAACAUUAGAAUUUACCUCUGUUAAAAGAAAAAAGCCCAAAAAGAAAAAGAAACGCUCAAGUUUUAAAGACAAUACUGAAGUUGGAGAAGAUAUUUGUGUAGAUGUGGACUGUUCUAGCGAUGUUAUAACUGUGACAGGAAGUACGGACUUGUUAGCUAAAAAACAGAGCGUCUCUGAGAGGGUGCAAGUCUCAUAUACUCCAGGAGAAGAGGAAACUGUUGAUAAUACACCCAAAAAGACUGAGGCCCUCGAGGAGCAAGAUGCUGAUCUGGCAACUGAGAAGAAGAAGAAGAAGAAAAAGAAAAAAAAGAAAAUGAAGGAAUUGUCCGACACGACUGUGUCAGAAGCCACUGCUUCACAAAGUGAUUGUUUGGCGUCUGCACAGACAAAGUAUAAGAGGAAGACCUCUUCCUUCCUUGUUGCUGAUGAAGAGGAAAAAGCCGGUCAGACACAUGGAGAUAAACACGCUUGUCACGGCGAUGGUGCAGAAACGCCUGACGUCAGCAUCCGUCAUUUAACAACCACAUCAACAGACGUGGCAGCAGGUCUGGAGGAAAGUGGGCUGCAGAAAAAGAAGAGGUCAGCUGUAUGGGACAGUGUGGAAAGAGAGACAGGUUUUGAGGAACCACAGAAAACAAGUCCAGGGGCUCUACCUGAACCGGGGAUCGCGGAAAAAAAGAAACACAAGAGAAAUAAAAGGAAGAAGGAGAAGAAAAAACAGAAAGCUGCCCCUGAAGACACCAAAUCAGAAGAUUCCACACUGAAUACCUGUAGUUCACUUUCACCCAAGAAAAAGCGCAAACAUGGUCGCAGCUCUGAAACUUUAAUUUAUAGCAUUUUAUCUGAAGGCCAAGCGACCGCAGAAACUCUGUUUGAACACACUUUACCGUCUUCAAGUACGUUGGGAUUAGGUGAUGCGAGAGUCAAGAAGAAGAAGGAAAGCGGGGACAAUGGUGAUGAACAUUUAGCUCCACUGAAAUCCCUCACAGAGACUACCGACACAGCGGUCUAUGAAACCAAAAAAGAAAAAAGGAAAAAGCAAGGAGCUGAUUGCAGUUUCAUCUCUGCCGUACCAGACACGCCUGUUACUCAACUUGAAACCUCCUCUUCACACACUGUCAGGAAAAACAAGGUUAAAAAAGCCAAGAGGGCGCUUUAUAAUCCAAGUGAGGAGCUCUUCUCAGACUAGUAACAAGCUGAUGAUCAGAUGUGAUCAGAGCUUUCACUGUAUUUGUAAACUCAUUUUUACCUUGCAGUCUUGGAGUUACAAGUAUUGAAGUGAUGUUUUUUUAAAUAUGUACCUUACAACAAAAUAUUUUUAUGACUAUUGCUCUCUAUUGGUUUUUAGAAGAAUUUACAUAGUAUUUUGCCGUAAUUGCAUUUGUAUUUUUAUAUUUAAAAAAUAUUUUUGGACCAAAAAAUGUAAAAAAUAAUGUCAAAAGUGUGGUUUGAAACUUUGUGUCUAGUGCUGAAGGGGGACAUUUGCUGCUACGU
This is a messenger RNA of Cololabis saira (Pacific saury), 3615 nucleotides long. RefSeq lists its product as uncharacterized. Bases 230 to 3310 code for a protein of 1026 amino acids. NCBI's taxonomy places the organism in Eukaryota, Metazoa, Chordata, Actinopteri, Beloniformes, Belonidae. The transcript is spliced from 5 exons. The record is from RefSeq and is a predicted model, not a curated record.